Molecule: messenger RNA, 2880 nt
Organism: Carya illinoinensis
Lineage: Eukaryota; Viridiplantae; Streptophyta; Magnoliopsida; Fagales; Juglandaceae
Exons: 9
Coding region: 1-2880 (959 amino acids)
Molecular function (GO): nucleic acid binding; RNA-DNA hybrid ribonuclease activity
Source: RefSeq, a predicted model, not a curated record
AUGCAGUUGCCUAGUGAGCAGAGGAACACAGAAACUCAGUCUAGUGAUUUCGAAAAUGCAGUAGGGGAUACUCACGUGUCUGAGAAUGUAGGGGAUGUUCAUGGGAUGUUAGGGACUGUUGGGAGUAAUGUCAAGGGGCAGACUAGCAGUAUAGAUAUGAUGCUGUCUAGGCAAGAACAGGUGGAAACUGAUAAUAUUUCAGGAAAAAAAUUGAAUGGUGGUUCUGCGGAAAUUGAAAAUGUUGAGAUUAAUCUGAUUGGGUUGGAAAGGUCUACGCUUGAGAAUGAAGAGGAGGAAGCGGAUAAUGGGCUAGUAGAGAAGUUUCAGGAGAAUCAGAAUUUUGGGAAUUCGGUAAAUGAGGAGUUGGAGUCUUUGGAAAUUAAUGGUAAGGAUGUUUGUGGGUCUGAGCCAGAGAAAGAUUAUAGUGCCCAGCAUGUGACUAUCUCUAUGUGUAUGGAUAAUCGGAAUUUUGUUGUUUCUGUGGUGUAUGCCAAGUGUAAUCAUGUAGAAAGAAGAGAACUCUGGAGAGUGCUACAAUUAGACGCGGUCCAAGAUGCACCUUGGUUAUGCCUAGGUGAUUUUAAUACUAUUCGAGGGGAGGAGGAACACUGUGGUGGUAGACCAAGACUGAGAGCUGCCAUUGAUGAGUUUAAUGAGUUUAUUGAUAAUUAUGGUUUCAUUGAAAUGAAAACUGUUGGAAAUGUUUUUCCUAAUGCUUGUUGUAAAUAUAUGGCUCGCUCAACUUCCGAUCAUACACCUUUGUCUUUUGUUUUUAAGAAUUUGGGUACUCGUUAUGGGCCUUCCUCCUUUAAAUUUCAGCAAAUGUUGGUGUCUUAUAGCAAUUUUUUGAAUGUGGUUAAGGAAAAUUGGUCCGUAUCGGUUGAUACUAUGGGGCUUAUCGGUCUUGCUAUAAAGUUGAAGAAGUUGAAAAUAGUUUUGAAGGAUUGGAAUCGACAUAUCUUUGGGCAUACUGAUACGAAUAUCCAAGCUUUGGAAAAUAAAAUUGAACAGCUAGAAACUCAACUUCAGGUGGGUUUUUCAGAAGAUGUAGAGCGGGAUCUACUGGGGGCCAAGGAAGAUCUUGAGAUGUGGAUGCAAAGAGAAGAAACUAGACUCUUACAACAUGUGAAGCUUAGGUGGAUGGAAAAAGGUGAGGCUUCAGCUCAGUUUUUUAAAACUUUUGCUUCUUUAAAAAAGCUCAUAGUGCAGGAAAUGAGGUGUCCUAAUGGGACGUGUUUGGAUUCCCCGGAAGCUAUUCAUUCAGGGGCUAUGGAUUAUUUCAAUUUGUUUCUACAGGCUCGGGCUCGUAGAGAGCUUCCUGAUUUAUCAUAUUUGGUACAAAAUUCCAUUCUUGAGGAGGAAAAUGAUAACCUCCUUAAGCUUCCUUCGAUCCAAGAGGUUAAAGAGGCUAUGUUUUCCAUUCCGGUUGACAGUAAUCCGGGCCCAGAUGGCUUUGGUUCUGGUUUCUAUAGAGCAUGUUGGGAUAUUGUUGAAGAUGAUGUAGUGGCAGCGGUUCGGGAUUUCUUCAUUGGCAAUUCAAUGCUGAGAUUCUAUUCAGCGUCUUAUAUUGCUCUCAUUCUAAAAAUGCAGAAGCCUACUGGUUUUGAUAAGUUCCGCCCUAUCAGUUUAUGUUCAGUGUUCUUGGUAGUUAUGAAUGGUUCGGUUAAAGGUUUUUUCUCUAGUGGGCAUGGAUUGCGUCAAGGUGAUCCUCUUUUGCCUUAUUUGUUUAUUCUCGUUGAGGAGGUACUUUCCAGACUUUUAAAGCACAAGUUUAGUAAUGAGAAUAUUGUCCCGUUCUCGCAUCCCCGAGGUACGCCUCUUGUUUCUCAUCUUUUAUAUGCUGAUGAUAUUGUGUUAUUUGUAAAUGGUGGAAGAUCUUCUCUUCAAGAAGUCAAGGAUAUUUUUGCGACAUACGAAGAAUGGUCUGGUCAAAUGGUGAGCAAGGAAAAAUCUUGUAUCUUUUUCUCUAAACAUGUGACUGUUGGUCGGAAAAGGAGUUCUUUAAUGCUGACAUCUUUCUCUGAAGGGUUUUUCCUGGUAAAGUAUUUGGGUGUUUCUCUAAUGGUAGGUCGGAUGAAACUCUCGUAUUUUGAUUAUUUCUUGUGCUGCAUUAGACAGAAAUUGGAAGGAUGGCAGAAUCGGUUUUUAUCCUCAAGAACCCGCCUUCUUUUAUUAAGACAUGUUCUUGCUAGUAUGCCAAUUCAUUUAUUAUCUGUUUUGCAUGCUCCUAAGGCUGUCAUGACAGCCUUAAAUCGUAUUAUGAGUAAUUUCUUCUGGGGUUCCUGGAAUGGAAAGCAAAAGCGUAAGUGGGUGGCUUGGGAAAAGAUUUGUUCUCCGAUUCGAGAAGGGGGUUUGGGUCUUCGAAAAUUAAAGGAAGUUCAAGACUCUUUGUUUAUGAAGCUUGCUUGGAAUUUGUUGACAGAUCAGGAUCAUGUCCUCGCAACUGGGAAGAUUGCUGGCGCUAUAUGGAGGUGUGCCUCUCUACAGUUGGGGAUUCCAUAUGACCCUCAGAGAUCAUGGAGAGCAACUGUGGAAGUAUGGUUUCGGCGUGCGGCUCAUUCGACUCAAAAAGGGGGUACUAUUCGAGAUGAGAAGGGGAAUCUUACUUGGGCUUUCGCAAAAGAUCUGGGUCAUGGCUCUAAUAAUGAAGCUGAGCUUAUUGCUCUUUUUUAUGGUCUCCAAUACUGUAAGGACCUACUCAUUCGAAGAGUGGAGAUUGAACUAGAUUUGUUGCUGGUGGUUCAUUGGUUAGAAAAAGGGAGGUGUGGUAUAUGGUAUCUUGAAGAUUACUGGGAAAAGAUUCAAUCGAUUCUUGCUACUUUGGAGUUUAAGGUUUUUGUUUUGGUUUUUGAUUUAGGUUCACGUUCAUGCAAUGUUUAA